Messenger RNA from Neltuma alba, 2125 nucleotides. RefSeq names its product tRNA modification GTPase MnmE. Gene Ontology annotation, biological process: tRNA methylation; tRNA wobble uridine modification. Gene Ontology annotation, cellular component: cytosol; cytoplasm. The transcript has 10 exons. NCBI's taxonomy places the organism in Eukaryota, Viridiplantae, Streptophyta, Magnoliopsida, Fabales, Fabaceae. The record is from RefSeq and is a predicted model, not a curated record. The coding region runs from base 15 to 1694 and encodes 559 amino acids. Gene Ontology annotation, molecular function: GTPase activity; protein binding; GTP binding.
CUGGAGCAGACUCGAUGGCGCUCGAAUACUUGCCUGCUGUCCGCCAUUUCCUUCGUCGCGUGUGCUGGUUCUCUCAAUCCCCUCGAUCAUACCCAGCCAUAGCUCUACGGUUAAGCCCUUCUUUUUGUACUAACUGCCUUCUUUCCUCUAAAUUAACAAGUCCCAUCUCCAAAGUUUUGAAACCCCGCGCCACUUCUAAAGAGAAUUACACAUUCUUUUCGAAGAAAGAUGAGCGCUUGGCGGAACAUGUUGGUGCUGCUCAGGAUUUCAGCCGUCUUCAGAACAUGAGCACAAUUGCGGCCAUUGUCACAUCCUUGGGGGGUCCCUCUGGUGCCGUGGGAAUCGUUCGACUUUCGGGGCCUUCUGCUGUGGCUGUUGCUACUCGAGUGUUUCGUCCUGCGAGGAAAAGGAAGAAGGGGACUUGGCAACCCACUAGCCAUGUUGUGGAGUAUGGAAUGGUGCUCGAUAAAGAUGGCAAUGUGAUUGAUGAGGUUUUAGUAGUACCUAUGUUAGCCCCGAGGUCUUACACUCGUGAAGACGUGAUUGAGCUUCAAUGUCAUGGGAGUGAAGUGUGUCUACGCCGCGUAUUGAGAACUUGUCUGGAAGCGGGAGCUAGACUUGCUGAACCAGGUGAAUUUACUCUGCGUGCUUUCCUAAAUGGUCGGUUAGAUUUAUCCCAAGCUGAAAAUGUUGGAAGACUGAUAACGGCCAAAUCUGUUGCUACUGCUGAUGCAGCACUGGCAGGAAUCCAGGGUGGUUUCUCUUCUCUCGUCAGGUCUCUGAGAAUACAGUGCAUUGAACUGCUUACUGAGAUUGAAGCUCGUUUAGAUUUUGAUGAUGAGAUGCCACCUCUAGAUUUAAAUUUAUUAAUGGACAAAAUAUGUACCAUGUCACAAGAUGUACGGGAUGCACUGGAGACAGCCAAUUAUGACAAGCUUCUUCAAUCUGGAUUACAGAUAGCAAUUGUUGGUCGUCCAAAUGUUGGCAAGUCAAGCCUUCUUAAUGCAUGGAGCAAAAGUGAGAGGGCUAUAGUUACUGAAGUUGCUGGAACCACCCGGGAUGUGAUUGAAGCAAGUGUCACCAUCAAUGGUAUUCCUAUAACCUUGCUUGAUACUGCAGGAAUCAGGGAUACUGAUGACAUUGUAGAAAGGAUUGGCGUAGAGAGAUCUGAAGCAGUUGCUAUGGGAGCUGAUUUGAUUAUCAUGACUGUCAGUGCUGUUGAAGGGUGGACUUUGGAAGACACCAAACUUCUAGAAAGGAUUCAAUCUACUAAGAGAUCAAUGGGAUCUUCCACCCCUGCAAUUCUUGUUGUGAACAAGAUAGAUUGUGCUUCUGGUGCUGAGACUGGAUGGGCCGAAGUAUUUUCCAAUUUUUUCAGUAAACAUGUGUUUACUUGUGCUGUGACUGGCGAAGGAUUACAGGAGUUAGAGAGGGUUGUGCUGGAGAUAAUGGGUCUGAACGGCAUUCCCACUGGGGGACGUAAAUGGACGGUUAACCAGAGACAAUGCGAACAACUUGUUCGUACGAAGGAAGCUUUUGAAAGACUAAAAGCGUCGAUAGAGGAGAAACUACCUCUGGAUUUUUGGACAAUUGAUUUAAGGGAUGCAGCGUUGGCGCUUGGGCAGAUCAGUGGAGAAGAUAUAUCCGAAGAGGUUUUAUCUAACAUAUUUGGGAAGUUCUGUAUUGGUAAAUAGAAGUCUACCCCAGGAUUUUUGGAAAAUUGAUUUGAGGGAUGCAGCGUUGGCGCUUGGGCAGAUCAGCGGAGAAGAUAUAUCCGAAAAGGUUUUAUCUAACAUAUUUGGCAAGUUCUGUAUUGGUAAAUAGAGGUCUUAGAAAUCGAUUAUGCCCGUCAGAUUUUUUCGGACUCUUCUUUUGGAUCAUAUGCAAGCUUCAUCUUGGUCACUACGCCAAAGAAUUUAAUUUAACUGCCGGUGGCCUAAUGCCCUGAUGGCACAUGCAUCUCCAUAGAAGAAGGGAGGUUGCAAGUUUUGUUGGCAGGGACACCUCUCUUGAGUUUGUCGUAUAUGAAAUGUGUUUCGUCCUAUACUGGGGAGGGCGUGUUCAAAUUACCCCUUGAAAAAAUACUUAACCUAACCCGAGAUACAAUUCCGGGGAAAGAUGAUUU